GCGACGGCCCAGCACAAUCCGCCUUCAUAUCCCAAACAGGUCAAGUCUGGUCAGACGCUGAGUGCAUAGGACGGCUGCACGACUACAGUAGUACUUCCUUGUUCCCUGUUGGGUCCUUGUCCGCUUACGAAGGUAGACUGCCAAGCAGUGCUUCAUUAGCGCCAGCCUAUCAACACGUUCUUGUAACGUUGCGAUCACCGCGCUGGCAUAGACGGACAUGCCUCGAGAACUGCCCGGUCUCUGGUGGGACGAGCAGCGGAAUCGGUAUUUCCCUCUCUCCGCCAAGCCCGCCUUGGUCUCGUCUGCCAGUGCUGCAAACACCCAAACACCCGGAAUAGCCGCUGUUGCUGGCUCGGCAGCAACACCCAGGCAUACGACCAAUCGCAUUGACCUGAGCAGGCGCGACAGACGGCUGCGAGCGGACAGCAGCUUCUGGGGUAUCGAGUCGCUGAAACGUGCCCGCGAUGCGUCGCAACGCGAGAGGAUCAGACGCCAGAUUCAGGCCUCUCAAAUCUGCCAAACAUCGCGUGUCACGCGGACAGUGCUCCCGCUCCCCGACAAUGUUCCAUUGGCGUCUUUCGAGACGACCAAGCGAGGUAGUAGAACAUGGAGCUUUGCUGGAGACAGCCUCGGUUGGUUCUACUCCAGCAACGCGUCGGACGAAGAUGAUGUGUCAACCGCGUUCUCGAACGACUGGAAAGCCGAGUUCAAUCUGAUGUCUGAGGUCUCGUCAAUAUGCACAGAUCAAGACCUUUGCAUAGCUACGGCAUUCGGGCGCGAGUCAAAGAUCUUGCUUUUUCCUCUUCGCGAGACAUUUGUCGGCAUCACCGUCCUGAAAAUCAGCGCUAGGUAUGUUCAUGACAUCCGCGCAUCCAGCCUUCGGGGCGAAAACCUAGUCUUAGGUGCCAGCGGCCAAGCUCUUCUCGUUAGCAAUGUUGGCACGAGCCACACCUACACAAGUCUGCAAACCGGCAGCGACGUCUUCUCGUUGCUCCAGGAUGAGAACGUGGUAUACACCGGCGCUCGGAACGGCAACAUCCUGAGGUUCGACACGCGCAUCGAGGGCUCCAAGCCGGACGACCUGUUCCGCAAGACCGGCCGUCACGGAGGCUUGACGUCGAUCACGAGCCUCAACCGCGUUCGCGAGUGGCAGCUGCUCGUCGGCCAAAUCGACGGAAGGCUGGGGACGUUCGACUUGCGGUUCGUGCGAUCCAACCACCCACUACUGACAUACACGGGAAACGUGAAUUCAUAUGCCAUCACCGCUCCAGUUACCGUAGACCCACACGAAGAUUUCCUGUUCGCAGCUGGACAGGACCGGCGCGUGCGCAUAUGGUCCGUCUCGACGGGCGGAAAGCCGCUCAACGACGGCAUGCCUCCGUCGAUGGACUCUCUGCGCCUGUUCCAGAGGGUGUACAGACAUCCUAUAUGUGCGUUGAAAGCCGUGGCAGGCGACGGCGGCACCGGGACGUCAUUGUAUGUCGCCUCGGGGAGCGAUCUCUGUGAGUAUAACCUGGGGGAGUGUGUAGGACCUCGCGUAUUUUAGGAAACACUGUAUCAUAUCAUCUGCUAUGUUCA
This is a messenger RNA of Coniophora puteana RWD-64-598 SS2, 1578 nucleotides long. RefSeq lists its product as uncharacterized. The record is from RefSeq and is a predicted model, not a curated record. Gene Ontology annotation, cellular component: Cul4-RING E3 ubiquitin ligase complex. Gene Ontology annotation, molecular function: protein binding. The transcript is spliced from 10 exons. The coding region runs from base 218 to 1546 and encodes 442 amino acids. Lineage: Eukaryota; Fungi; Basidiomycota; Agaricomycetes; Boletales; Coniophoraceae.